Messenger RNA from Magnolia sinica, 443 nucleotides. RefSeq lists its product as uncharacterized. The record is from RefSeq and is a predicted model, not a curated record. Lineage: Eukaryota; Viridiplantae; Streptophyta; Magnoliopsida; Magnoliales; Magnoliaceae. The transcript is spliced from 2 exons. Bases 45 to 293 code for a protein of 82 amino acids.
CCCUUCGCACACAUCUCUCUCUCUCUCUCUCCCCCCCACUAGCAAUGGCUAAGAUCAUCCCCUCUCUCAUCCAGCAAUCGCAAUCAGUUGCAGCUGCCGAGAAAGUUCGUAUUCCAGCCGUUGCGGCAAUGAAGAGAGUGUCAGAUUCCAGCAACCUGACUGCUGAACCUCGGGCUGAGUCGACUCAGAUUUUCUGGAUGAGAGAUCCCAAGACCGGGAACUGGAUCCCAGAGAACCACUUCGACGACGUCGACGUGGCUGAGCAGAGAGAGAAGCUUCUCUCCAAGAAAUAGAAAUGCUGACUCGGAACGAGUCAACUCGGACGAGUCAAGUUAACUCAUAAAGCCCAUAUGACUCGUCCGAGUUAACUCAUACUCUUAUACUUCCUUUCAUCUUGGCUGAUGUAAUAUGUAUUAAUGAUGAGGAUGAUAAUAAUGAUUGAU